AUGUCAAACACUUUUUUGAAUUAAAAAUCUAAAACUCUAGCAGCCAAAAUUUAGUAAAAGUUUGAAUCAGAAGGCAUAUUUAAAAUAAAUAAUGAAAAUAUUUGGUCAUCAUUCUAUGAGAAUUUAGAUAAUAAUAUAAUAUACAAUGAAUAAUAUUUGAACAACAGUGAUAUUAGAUUAAGAGGAGGAGGAUGUGGCAAGUCAAAAAUUUAGAAGAAUAUCGACUCAUAACAGAAAAAUGAUGAAAAUUAAUAAAAGUAAGUGUAAUUGCCUGAAAACUAUAUUUCGAACCUUACGGAAUGUCUAAAGUUUAUAACAGAAUAAGCAACACUAAUUGGUGAUUCAAAUAAGAGAAAUGAAGUAAUAAAAAAGAUUCAAUGGUUUCUUUAUAACAGAGAAUACUUGAAUAAUUUUUGUAUUGAUGAAAAGGCGGGGAAAAAAAUUUAUGAUUUAAUGACAGCAGAUUUCGCUCAAUUAUUAGAGGUGUUGAUAAUUUAUUUAAGGAAUUCUGGAUUUAUUUGUUAUUAAAUUUUAUAGAUUUGUAAUGAACUGUUAAGAUCAAUAUAUUCACUUCUAUUGAAAAAUUCUGGAAGAUUUUUUGAAGAAUAAGUAAAGCAGGGAUACUUAUAAAAAUUAUAAGAAUUCGAUAUUUAAUUAGAAAUAGAAUAGGCUCAUGUUUGGAAGACAGGUAUAGAAUUUGAAGUAAAAAUAAUGAAAAUAAUGAUUAUGAAUUCCUAAACUAAUACCACUGAAGGAUAGGACUUAUUAAUUGACACUUUUAAAGAAGUUGCCAAAUCAAUUAUAUCAUUAUCUCCUUCUGAGGAUCUACUUUCUAAAAUUAUUGAUGGUGGCAAAUAUCUUCUUAAAAAAGGAAUUGAAAAGAAAUUGUAUCCUAAAGAAACUUAUGAAACUUAUUAUCUUUUUUAAAUGAUAAAAUGGUCUAUAAUCAAAUAACUAAAAUCAUAAUUUUCAGUCUAUAAGUAAAUAUAAAAAUUAAAAGAUAUAUUUUCUUAAUAUAUAGUAAUUUCAGAUAACUGGAUUAUUCAUUUUAGUUGGAUAUAAAUAAUUACUGAUAUAAUUGGAUAUCGUCCUAUUAUUGAUAAAUCAAUUUUAGAAAUGUAAAUAAAAGGUUUUUCAUUGAAUAAAUGGAAUCUACUAAUUGAGAAUAAUUUGAUUCGUUGUGUUUCUUAUAAUAAAAAUGAAGCUAUUAUGUAUUUAUUCGAUUAAGAAAGAAAAUUCCACGAUAUUGAAUUAACAAGUAUAUUGAAUAAUGAGGGUAAACAAAAGUUUUUAUUAUUUUCUUAAUUUUUAUUAAAAGGAGAUCUAAUUCAAAAUGUUAAUAUUUGGGAUUAUUAUAAAGAAUUCUCAUUUAAAAAAUAAGAAAAUAAAAAAUAAAAAGACUAUGAAAUCAUUCUAGCAAGUUAGGAAUAAGAAAUAUUAUAAAAUCUAAUUUAUAAUCUUAAAUCUGAAAAAGAUGAAGUAGUACAAAUUUAUGAAGGAAUUAUUUAAUCUUUUUCAAACUAUCCUUAAGAGUUUGAUUAAAUUUUUAUAUCAAUAUUUAAGGAUGAUCAAGAAGCAUCUUAAAAAUAAUUUUUAGAAGCUUUAAAAAAAUUAAUUUUAUUAUCCUAUAAAAUUUAAGAACUAUCAUAUUUUGAAGCUUCUAAAUUAGAUAUACUAUAACCUUACUAAGAAUAAUUUAAGAAUUAGGGUAAUUUAGAUGAUAUAAAAGGGAAGAUUGAUAUUUUUGUGAAUAGCGAAAUCAAAGUUUUUAUUAAUUCGCUUUUAGAUUACUUUUUAAUUUUUAUCUAAUUUUUAAGUACUGCUUAAAGUAAAAGUGUAUUUUUUGAUACAAAAAACGAAGUAAAUUAAGAUAAUAACAUUAAUUUAUUAGAGGUUGAUAAUUUUUAAAAGAUUUUUUCAACUUUUGAAGCUCAGUUUGAUUAAUUUUCUUUUAAUUUAAUUUAGUAUAAAACCAAUUUUUUAAAAUAUAUCGGAGAAAAUAAAAAAGAAAUCUCUUAAAAAAUAUCAGCUUAAAAUAUCAUAAGCACUUUUAAGUCUAAUUGUAAUGGAGAAUUGAUUGAUAAUAUAAUAAAGAAACUUUAAAGCGAGAUAUAUCAAAAUAAUCUUUAAUUAUAUAAUUCUUAAUUAAAAACUCUAGAUGAUGCAAAAUAAAAUUUGAUUUAGUGUAAAUUUAUCAUAAUGAUUUUAAAAUUCUUAAAGUAAUUCUCCAAUAUACAAUAAAAAUAUGUAUAGUUAAUUUAUAACUAGUUGUUAAAUUACACCAAAAAAAAUGAAAAGCAAAUAGAAUUCAAAGAUGAAAUUUAGAAAUAGAACAUUACUUCUGUUCUAACUUAAUAAUAAUUAAAAAUUUCAUAAUUAAAGAGCUAAACUAUUAAUGAAUCUGAUUAAACUUUUUAAUUAUGUUGCAAUAGCUUACUGUCUUAAAUACAAUCUGAUUUUUUUGUUAUUAAAAACGAUGGUGGUAAAUUUAAAACUUCAAUACUAGAAUUCUUUACAGAUGUUUAAUUUCAAAUUUUGCAAAUGGUAAAUUAGAUUUAGGAUAUUUCAACUUUCUAAAUAAAAAUUGGUGAAACUUUAUAAAGCCUAUUUGAUAAAUAUGAAGAAUUUAUAAAAACAAUAUAACCAUCAGGAGAAUAGAAUCCUUAAGAUGAGGAGAAUAAAUAAGACUUUAAGAAAAUACCAUAAAUCUUUUUGAAUCAAUAUCCGAACAGUAAUAAUAAACUUAUUUUAGACAUAAAGAAAACCAGAAAAUAUUUUAAAUAAUAUGAAAAAAUGUUAAUUCUUUAAAUCGAUUUAUUAAAUUAACCAAAUGAAUUAUAAGAUUAACCAAAUGAAUUAUAAGAUUAGCCAAAUAAAUUAUCAGUUUAGACAGAUAAACUAAAAUAUUUUUAGGAGAAAAGAAGAGAUGUUUUUUUUAGUGAUGAAGUAAAAACCAAAAUAAAAGAAUUAAUUAUAAAUUUAUCUAAUUAUUACAAAUAAAAAUAAUAAUAAGAAUAAUAAUUAGAAUUAGAAUAAGAAUAAGGAUAAAAAGAAGAUGGUUUAGAAUUGAUGGAAUAUUUAUCCUUUUUCUAUUAAUUAUCUAAUAGUGAUUAUUUCAAUAAAAUGAAAGCAGAUAAAAUUAAUGAUUCUAUUUGGUAAGAUAUUAAAAAUGCAUAUUAAAAAAAGAAAGAGAAGCUUCUUGACUUAAUUAAUUUAAAACCUGAUCAUAAAAUAAGAGAAGGGUUAGUCUAUAAUCUAAUAAGACUAUAAUUUAGUAUAUAAGAGUAAUAGAUUAAUUCUUUUUCAACCAAAUAUUUAUAAUACAUGUGGGUUUAUGAAAAAGAUUAAAAAGUUAGAAAUUUGUUGAAGAAUAAAGAAUUAAUUGAAAUAUAGAAAUAGUUAUUUGCUUAGGAUUUAGAUAAUUUAUCUGGUUCAAUAAAAGAUGAACUAAAAGAAAAAAUGAUAAGAUUAGAAAACCUUUAAUAAAGAAUAAAGCUUGAAGGAAAUUAAUAAAAAAGAGAUCAACUUUAAAUAGAAUUAAGGAAAACAUAUGAUGAGUUAGAUGAAUCAUUGGAUAAUAUUUCAGAAAUGUCAGAGGCAAUGAAUAUUAGCUUAAUAUUCCUUAAAGAUAUUUAAAAAGAUGUAAAAUAAAUAAAAACUUAAAUUGACAAAUUAUAAGAUAGCAUAAAUUAAGUUACUGAUGAUGUUCGUAAAUUAAGAGGAAAAAAUUAUAAAGAAUUAUUAGAAAUUAGAAAAUAAAAGAUCUUAUUUCAAUCAAAAUUAACUGAUGUAGAUUCAGUUUAUAUAUAAUUAAAAACAAUUGAAUAUGAUCCUUUUAGUGGAGGGAUUAUAAAUAAUGAUAAAAAAGAAAAAACUUAAUUAAUAUAGGAUUAAUGGAAUAAUUUUAAAGGAGAAAUUAAUGAAUUUAUUUGGUGUGAUGAACAAAUAAAGGAUGUUAUGUUACUUUCAGGAUUUGCAGGUUCUGGUAAAAGUAAAGCAGCAAGAAAAAUUGAAGAAUUUUUAUGGAAAUAAAAAGAAAUUGAUUCAAGAUGGACUCCAAUAUUUGUAUCACUGCCAAGUAUAAAAAAUCCAAAAUAUAAUUUAUUGGAUUAAGCACUAGAAUCUGAAAAUUAUUAAUUUGACAAGUAUUAAAUAAGAGAAUUUAAGGAAGCUAUAUAAGCUAAAAAAGAAUUUAUUAUUUUAAUACUUGACAGUUACGAUGAAAUGAAAUAAGAUUGUAUUCAAUAAAAUCUUAUUAUGACAAAUAAAUUAUUUUAGGAUUUAACUAUUGAUCAAAAAGUAGAUCGUUAAAUGAAAGUAAUAAUUACAACAAGGAAGGAAAUACUUAAUAUAUAGGGAUAUUAAACUUGGUUUUAUGGAGAAAGUUUAUAAACUUUAAAGGAAGUGGAGUUAUAAAAUUUUGAUGAAGAAUAAUAAAAUGAAUAUUUGAAUUAAUAUGUUGAAUUGAGUGUCAAAAGAAAAAUAAAAGAUAUUUAUGAUUUUGUUAAGUAAAUUUCUGGAUAGAACUUUGAUUUGGAAGAAUUUAUCAAUAUAUGGAGUCUAAUCUCUGAAUAGGUUAAAAAUAGUAUUCAAAAAUCGGAAUCUAUGAAAUAAGAGGGAAUUUUUCAAAACAAAGAGGAAGAAAUUAUAAUUGGUAAAAUAAAAACUCAUAAAAUUCUCUCAGUUUUAUCAGAAGAAUAAACAAUUGGAUUAAAAAAAGAAUUAUUGGCUUUAUGGAGUGCUAUUAAAUUUAAAUAAUCGAUUGCAAACGUCAAAAUUGAAGAUUUAUUAACAACUCCAUUUAUGCUAGAAAUUGUUGUUUAAGUAUUGCCAAACAUAACCAAAAGGUAUUUAGGAUCAACAGCUGUAAAAGAAAGUUUUAUUAAAAAUUAUUUAAAAUUAAAAAAAUAUAUUAGAUAAUCUCAAUUUGAAAUAGAAAAAUAUAGAAAAGAAAAUUAAAAUUAGUUUGAUUCAUAAAAUCAAUGUAAUCUUGAUGAUAAUGAUAAAACUGAGAAAGAAUUAAAAGAUUAUUUAGAAAUUGAUUAAGCAAAAAUUAAUGAAAUUGUUGAUAGCCUUGAAAAUUUGAAGUUUUUCUAGAAUUAUUCAAUUGUAAGUGUAUUAAAAAAUAAAGGAAGUUUUUUUACUUUUGAUGAUAAUAUUAUUAAUUUGAAUCCUGAUGAUAUAAAAAUUGUAUUAAUGGCUCUCAAGAUGAAAAAGUUCACAAUUUUCGAGUUUUAUGAAAGUUUUAUCAACUUUUAUCAUGAAUAACAAAUACAAAAGCAAAGAGAAAUUGGUAAAAUAACUAAUUAUGAAAAUUUUGCAUCAGAUAUUUAUCAGUUUUCAUAUUCUUUAGCUGUUGAUAUGACUUAUCGAGAUUUAUCAUAAAUAGGUUACAAGCCACAAGGUAAACUUAAUUUAGAAAGUAAUUAUAAAAUUGAAGAAGCUGUUGAGGAUUGGCUUAAGUAAUAUUUUGAUGUUGAAGACGAAUAUAAGAAAUUAAUUAGAAGUAGUAUAUUGUUAAGUGUAAAGGGAAGUAAAUUUUCAUUUACUCAUAAAUCAAUUUAAGAAUUUUAUGUUGCAAAAUACAUCUUUGAUAUUUUGUCAUCAUUAAGAAACUCUGAUUAAUUUGAUGAUGACUAGUGUUUAAUAAGAAAUAAACAAAUUUUAUAAAAAUCCUUAUUUAAUUAAACUAAAUUUAAUAUUUCAACUAAUAAUUAUCGAGGAGCAAUAAAUUUUAUUAAAGAAAAAUUAAUUCAAGUUGAGAAUUUGAAUUAAAAAUUGAUUAAAAUUGUGAAACUGUCAGCAAUAAAUAAAGAUUAUAAAUAUUCAGCCUCAAAUAGUAUUUAUUUAUUAAAAUAAAUGAAAGUUUAUUUGGGAUCAUAAGAUUUUAAUAAAAUACAUUUGGCCAAUACAAAUAUUUCUGGAUUAAGCUUUUUUGAUUGUAAUUUAAGUGAAUCAACAUUUGAAAAUGUUGAAAUUAAUUCAUGUAAUUUCAGUCUAGCUGAUUUAUCAAAUGCAAAUUGGUAAAAUGUUAUUUGUAAAGAAAAACCAUUUCUUGCUGGACAUAAAUAAAGCGUUUUAGAAGUGUAAUUUUCACCUGAUGGUAAAUAUAUUGCAUCAGCAGGAAAAGAAAAACAAAUAAAGAUUUGGGAUGCAUAAACUUAUGAACAUUGUUCAGAUUUAGAUAAGCAUACUGCUUAAGUUAAUACACUUUCAUUUUCUUCUGACUCUAAAUUUAUAUAUUCUGGUAGUGAUGAUAAAACCAUCAUAAAAUGGGAUAUAACAAAUCUUCAAGAUAUUAAAAGUAAUAAAGUAGUCGAAUUAAAAGAUGAAGUAAUAUAAGUAUAAAUUUCUUAGGAUUCAAAAAAAUUGUAUGUAUAGGGGAUAUAUGAUUUCUUAGUUUUAGAUUUAUCAAAAGAUAGUAAAAGUGAUGAAUGUAUUAUUACAAUUACAAAUGGAUAUUAUGAAAAAUUUUCAAUACAUCCAACAUAACCAAUAAUUGCAAUAUAGAAUAAAGAUAGUCUAAAAAUUGAUUUAUUUAACUACAUAAAUUUGAAUUUUGUCAAACCUUUAGAUAUUUCAGAUCAAUUCAUUUAUGAUUAUUAAGCUAGAUAAAUAGAAUAUAUAGUAUUUAGUAACGAUGGAAAUUUGCUUGCAUUUGGGACCUCUAGAAUUGUUUAUGUUUGGGAUAUGGCACAAAAUAAAAUCACAAGUAUAUUGAAUUUUCCUGACAUCUUUAUUAAAAAUAUUUUGAUUGAUUAAGAUAAUAGAAAAUUAAUUUUAGACGCUUCAAAACAAAUAUUUAUUAGAGAUAUAAAUUAGUUUUAAAUGUAAUCUUAAGAGAAAAAGUAAAUAUGCUUUGAAGUAAAAAUUUCCCCCUAAGGAAGGAUAAUUGUAAUUGUUUAUGAAAAAAAACUUAGUAUAAUAGAUAUACUACAAGAAUAACAAAUAAAUACAAUAUAAUUUGAUCUUCAACCUAAUUAAUUACAAUUUUCAAAGGAUGGCACUAAAAUAUCUUUUUUUUUAAAUGAUGAUUAAGUAAUUCAAUAAUUUCAAAUUUUGGAAGUAUUCACAGUCACUAUUAUUUGUUAACUUCAUUGGAAUGCUAAAUGUUGGAAAAAUCAUAUAAUAUCAAAUAAUUUUGAAAAACUAUUUAUUAUGCAUAAAGAAAAAGCUUUUUAUAAAACAAUAAGAAUAAAUACAAAUAAAAUACAUAAGGCUCCAUAAAUUAAAACUUUUGAAUUGUAAAUUAGAAAGUUUUGUGUCAAAGCAAAUAGUUGGAUUAUUGCUUAUUUUACUAAUGAAAAAAAUUCUAUAAUAAUUUAUGAUUUGAAUUAAAAUCAAAAAAUAUCAUAACCUAUUGAAAAUGAAGAUUAAUAAAUUUUAGACUUUUAAUUUUCACCUUGUGAAAAUUUAUUAGCUGUUGGGUAUAAUUAAAAUAUUUUAAUUUGGAAUUUAGAUUAAAAUCCAUUUGAAAUAUAAGACACUAUUAGUUUUAAUGAUGAAAUUCUAAAAUCUAUGAAUUUAUAAGAAACAAUUAGUAUGAAUGAUAUAAUUCUAGAAUCUAUGAAUUAUUCCCCUGAUGGUUAAUAAAUAGGAUUAGUAUUUUCAAAAACAAUAAUUUUAAUCUACAAUGUUAAAUAAAAAAAACUACAAAAAGUAUUUGAAACCAACUAAUUUAAAUUUUAGUAAAUUUAAUUUUCGUUAGAUAAUAACAUUAUUGGUUUACUUCAAGACCAUUCCAUUGAAAAUAUAACAAUUUUGAGUAAAAAUAACAAUUAUGAAAAAUUACUAGGAGGAGAUUUGAGUAAAUAUAAAAAUUAUAACUAAGAAUUAGAAAAAUAUGUUUAUCUCAAAUAAAUAAUAUUUACUUAAGAUUCAAAAUCUCUCAUAACUAUUUCUAGUGAAUAUCUUAUUUUAUGGAAUCUAUCAACAUAGGAAAUUACAGAUAGAAAGAAAACUUAUCUAAUUACAUAAAAAGCAACUUUUUCAUAUAAUAGAAAUUUAAUUGCUUUAAUUGGAAAUUAGGUUUUAGAAUUAUGGAUGGAAUCUUAAAAUAAAUUUAUAUUUAUUGGAUCUUAAGUUUUUGAUAUUUAUAUUGAAGAUAUCAACUUUAUAUUUGAUGAUAAGCAUAUGUUGUUAUAAGAAGAUUCACAAUUGAUUUUAUUUGAUUUAGAUUUUUUAUAAGCUGAAUAAACAUACUCAAAGGAUUUCACAUGUGGAGCAAUAUCAUCUAAUGAUUUAAUUGCUUUUGUUGAAAAUAAAAUGUAUGAACACUAUUUAUGUAUAUAUAACAACGAAUUGGAGGAAAUAACAAAUUCUUAAUUUAAAAUAUAUUAUGGCGCUAUACAAUUACAAUUUUUUGAGCAUAAGAUAAAUUUCUUAUUAAUACGUUAUUAAGACAAGAUGUAGAUUUGGGAUUAUAUAAACAAAACAAUUAUGUCAUCAUUUAAUCUCUAUUCGAUGCUUUCAAUUUAGUUGUGUUUAAAGGAUCAAAUAUUAAUUGAAUAGAAUUAAAAAAGUGUAUAUAUAUGGGAUUUCGAAGAUUUAAAAAAGAGUAAGUUACUUGGGUAUCAUGAAAAUGUUAAUUGCUUUUCUAUUUAAGAAAAUGGAGAAAUAGGUGUAGCAUUAAAAGAGUAAAAAGAGAUUAUAAUUAAAGAUAUUUUUAAUAUAGUUUUUGCAUUUCCUGAAGACGAGAAUAAAAUAAUACAAGAACUUUUCUUAUCUGUUAAAGAAAAACAAUUUAUUUUUUCAUCUAAUUAAAAUGAACUCUUUAUUUUCGACAUAGAUAAAAAACAAUUACAUCAAUAUACAGGGAUGGUCAAUGCUAUAGGUUUUUGUCAAGAAAAAAAUUACAUUUUAAUAUAAUAAGAAUCAAAAAUUGAAUUAGUUGAAUUUACAGAGAAUAAAUUUAAAAUAAGUGACACAUUUGAUUUUGAGGAAAAAAUAACUAAUUGUAGUAUUAAAUUUACAAGUAAUGGAGAAGGUUUAUCAUUAAGUUCUAAUAAUAUGAUUAGAUUAUUUUAAAUUACAAAAGAUAAAAAAAUUAUAUGCAUAUAUAGGUAUUAAAUUUUUAAUGAAAAUCCAAAGUUAAAAUAAGUAGAAAUAUUUUUAGAGCAAGAUAGGAAAUAAUAGCAAUAUUUAGCUAUUUUAGAUUAAAGCUCAUUUUAAAUAUUUAAAUAUAAAGAAUAAAAUUAAAUAGUUAAAAUAGUUUUGAGUUAAUAUAAUUCUAAAUAGGGAGUUGAUUUAAUUGAUCUUUUGGAAAAUAAGAAUUUCAAUUAAGAAAAGUAUAAGGAAUAUAUUUCUCGAGAAAAAUUUAAGAAUGUAACUGACGUUGAUCAUGGUGAUUGCUGCUUUAUUUAUUUACCUUAAAAUUAAUGGUUUGCAAUAAGCACAUUGAAAAAUAAUAUACAUUUUUGGGAUUAGAAAGCAAAAAAGAUUGUUGGAACUUUAAAAGGACAUAAAGAAAAAAUCAAUUUUAUGUCAGUUUCACAUGAUGGCAAAUUUCUAGCCUCAGCAAGUGAUGAUAAACUGAUUAAAUUAUGGAGUAUUAAUUAGAAUGAAUCAUCAGAAAUGUAACAGGCUCAUUCUUAAGAGAUUACGGCCAUAUAAUUUUCAUAAGAUGGUUAAUUUGUUGCAUCUGCAAGUGGUUAACAAAUUUUUCUUUGGGAUUUUAUAGAUAAAAGAUUUAUGAGUUAACUAGAAGGUCAUAAAAAAGAUGUUUGUUGUUUAGAAUUCUCUUAAUGUAAUAGAUAUUUAAUAUCAGGAAGUUAAGAUGGAACAAUAAUAUUUUGGGAUAUUUAAUAUCCUAAAGCAGCAGAAUUAAUAUAUAUUAUAGAUAAAUUUGUUUUCCCCUUAGAUUCUAUUAGCUUUUCUCCUAAAAACUAAAGUUUAGUAGCAUUAUGUGAAUAUAAAUUAUUAAAAUGGAAUUUAGAUAACAUUGAACAAUAAGAAAAUGACAGAACUAUUACUCUAAAUUCAGGAUCAGAAUCAUACAGUUUUAUUUCAGAUGAUGAAUUUAUUUAUUUUGAUAAAUAAUUAAAUUCAUUGACUAUUCUAAAUUAUAAAACAACAAAAUCUAUAAUGUUAAAUUGGAUAUUAGAUAUUAAACAAAUAAUAACAUCCAAAAAUAUUUGUCUAAUAUUGGAUAAAAAUGGAAAUUUAUUCAAAAUAGAAAAAGAAAAUAAUAAAUGGUAGAGAUCUUGGGUUUUUUGUUCUUAAUCUAUUAACAUUUUCCUUUCUCCAAAUGGUUAAUUUUUAUAUUAAGUAAGUGAUUGUACUACUAAUUUAGAUGUAUAUGAAAAUAGAAAAACAUUUUAAACUACCCUGCAUAAUUUCGAAAAAUUAAAAGACUUUAAAUAUAUGUUUUAAUAUGAAUUUGAUCGUUUUGAAGUAAAAAAAGUCGUUUUUUCAUCUGAUUUAACUUAAGCUAUUUUAACUAAAAAAGAUAAAGUAGAAAUCUAUGAAACCAAAGAUUGGAAGAUUAAAAAAGAAUAUAAUGGAUGUAAAUUUCCUGAAUAACCCUAAAUAACCAAAGAUAAAUAAUAUUUAGCUUGUUCUUCAGCUAACGACAAAUAUAGUAUCUAUGUAUGGGAAAUUAAUUAUCAAACAAAUACGACAAAUUUUGAAAUUUAAAAACCCAAAAUACUUACUGUUAAAAUAUCCGAAUCAAAUGAAAAUAAAGAAUAAGAAUUAAUCAUAUUCAAGGUAUCUUCUUAAGAUUCAAAUAAAAUCUAUGCUUUAUAUAAAGAUUGUACCAUUAGAGAUUGGAAUAUUAAAAAUGCUUCACAUGAAAUAUUAAAUACAUUACCAGACACUUUUUAAAUCAACUAAUUAUUAGAUACAUUUUUAUGCAAAUAACUUAUUUAAUUUUCUGAAAACCUUUAAUAUGUAAUGUAUCCAAAUGAUACAUGCAAUUUAAUAUAUAUAUUUAAUAUUCAAAAUCAAGAAAAUUCUUAGGAAAUUUUUGUAGGGAAUAAUUUUAAUAGAUUUGCUUUUUGUUAAAAUAAAGAUAUAUUUGCUAUUUCAAUUAGCAGUGGAAUCUAAUUAAUUAAGGAUAAAGAAUAGUCUUAAAUAUCUUUAUUUAAUGAAGAUGAACUUAAAUUCUAUGAUUAAACUGGGCUUGUGACAUCAAUAUGUUUUUCACAUGAUGAUUAAGAAAUAGUAUUUUGUCAUAAUAAAAAUAUCUAUAUAUACAAAAUAAACGAAAAUCUAGAAACCUAAAUUCUGGGAUGUUGGAAUGUAUCAGACUACUAUUAUUAAUAAAUUUUUAAUUCCUCAGAAUCAAAAUUAGAAUUUAUGUUUGUAGAUCAAAAUGAAAUAUCCUCUAUUAAAUUAAAUCCUUCAAUCCUCUAAAUAGAAAUCCUCAAACGAACAGAUUUAAAUUGUUAGUUUGCUUGUUUCUCUCCUGAUAAUAAAUAUAUGGCUAAAUUAAUUUCUUCUCUUUAAAUACAAGAGAUGUAAAAUCUAUAAAAGAUUCAUUAAGUAAAUUAUUAGGGGAAUUUGUUAUAAUUUUAAUCAAAAGAAAUUUUAGUAAUUGCAGAAAAUGAAAAAUUAAUGUUUAUAAAUAUAAGUAAAAUUGAUGAAGAUAAGACUUUUAUAGUUAAAGAAUAUGCAUUUAUAGACUAAAUAACUAGAAUUGCUUUAACUUCUAAAUGUUUAUUAAUUUUAUUAAAAAGAAAUUAUUAUGAUAAAUAUCAUGUAAUAUUUGAUUUCAUUGAUAAUUUGGAAGAACGCUUAUUCAAAGCUUUUUAUCAUUCAGAUUAAUUUCCAGUUUUUUCAGAGAAUGGAAAUUGGUUUGCUUUAGGCAAUAAACAAUAUAAUUAAAUAAUAUUAAUAAAUAUUAACAAAAUUCAAUAAGAAAGAUGCAGAGAUAUGCCAGGAAAUAUAAUUUCUAAAAGAAUUAUCUACUCAUAAGAUGGAAAUUUCCUAAUUUUCUUGUAAUGUGAUUAGAUAUUCCUUUUAAAUUCAUAAAGUUUGAAAGUAGUGAAAUAAAUAUCAAUUGAUUCCUUUAAUUGGAUCUAGUUUAAUAUUAGUUCCCAAUAUUUUACUUUACAAAGUAAUUCUGAAUUAAGGUUUUAUUAGUUAUCUAAUGAAUAAAACUUUAUUUUAUUCAAAAAUUUUAAUGAAAUUCAAAUUAUAGACAAACUUUGCUCUUUUGAAUUAUCUCCAAAAGGAGAUUUCUUGCUUACAGGAGAGUAAUGUGAUUAGGUAAACUCUAUUACUUUAUGGAAAGUUGACUCUAAUCAAAAUAUAUGUGAAAAAUUAUAGACAAAUAAUUAAAUUAAUGCUAAAGUGCUAUUUAUUAAAUUUAAUCCAGAUCGAAUCAAUUUUGUGGCAGGACUAGAAGAUGGAUCUGUUAAUUUAUACUAAAUAAAUAUUUAAAAAACAAAUUAUUUAAAAAAAUAACCUCAAGAAUCAAUGUAUUAAAUAGUUUGUUACUAAACCUUCGCUAAAUAUUCUGCUUUGAAUACUCAAAAAUGUAUUGUAUCUUAAGAAACAAAUAUUUCAUCAGAAAAUAAAACAAUAAAUAAACUUUUCACUUGA
Molecule: messenger RNA, 12546 nt
Organism: Paramecium sonneborni
Lineage: Eukaryota; Ciliophora; Oligohymenophorea; Peniculida; Parameciidae
Source: the annotation of a GenBank genome assembly